Chelonus insularis is the source of this 5072-nucleotide messenger RNA. It is a transcript of the gene kibra, whose product is annotated as WW and C2 domain containing protein kibra. Gene Ontology annotation, cellular component: cytoplasm. Gene Ontology annotation, biological process: cell migration; regulation of DNA-templated transcription; regulation of hippo signaling. Gene Ontology annotation, molecular function: molecular adaptor activity; kinase binding. The record is from RefSeq and is a predicted model, not a curated record. The transcript is spliced from 11 exons. NCBI's taxonomy places the organism in Eukaryota, Metazoa, Arthropoda, Insecta, Hymenoptera, Braconidae. The coding region runs from base 1008 to 4979 and encodes 1323 amino acids.
AAAGAGAGAGAGAUUUGUUCGGUACAGCAUGAAACGUUCAGGCAUGUCUCAAACUCCCGGCAUGUCUGUUGCUGUCGAGUGGUAGAGUAUUGUAUGCCGUAUAUAUUCUUCGUUCAAUACUUAUAUUAUUUACGCAUCCAUCAUGUUUCGUUAAUUUACCAUUUUUUCAAAUUUAAUUUUCAUUUAUUUCACGUUAAACUCGCUAAUUAUUUAAUCAGAUAUUGGUUGUUAAAUAAUAAUACAACCAAGAUGGUUAACAUUUAAUAGUGAAAGAGAGUCUCCUUGAAAAACACUUGGCGAAUAUGUAAAAAAAAUGAUGUAUUUUUUUUCAUCGUAAUAGUGUCAAGUUUCAUAGUAAAUUUUGUGACAUUUAAAAAAUCGUUAAUCAGUGCAGUUUUAAAAUUUCAAGUACAUUACACGGAUUAUAUUUACUUUUAAUUAAACUCAAUUUAAUAAAGCCCAUCUAAGCGUUGUUAAUUUUGAAAUAAUAAUAAUCAUAUGAAAAUAAUUACAUUUUUUAAAUAUUCAUUACACCUUACUUGAAUGAUAAAAUCUUUAUAAAUACUUGUGUAUUAUAAAAAAGUGGAGCUUAUUUAAAAUUAAUUCAAAUUCUUAAAUAAUACAAAAAAAAAAGAAAAAACAAGCGCUUAAUUGUAAUUACAAGGAAAGAGUGUAGUGAAGUGUAUGUUAAAUAAAUGAUUAGUUAAAAAGUGAUUACAGUGUAAAGUUAUAAAAAAAAAAAAUAAAAAUUAAAUAGAAGUGAAAGAAAAAACACCAUAAAAAAAGAAGGUUAAGAAAUAUUUGAAAGCAUGAAAAAGUUUUAAGUGUUCCAAAGAAUAUUUGAAUAGUGCGUUGGAUCCUCCAAUUCUUCAGAGAGAUCCAUACAUGCUGUCUCCGUCUCUUUCUGUAUAUCCUGGCAAUGUUAACGGUGGAAUUCCGCUCUAGAGGAAUCUGAAGGCGGGGACUCUGACGUCACUCCGCUCAUGAUAAUGAGAGCGCAGUGAAAUAUGCCAAGGAGACGGAAUGGGGAGAUACCGCUUCCGGAAGGGUGGGAUGUCGCCCAGGAUUUUGACGGAAAGGUUUACUUCAUUGAUCAUAACACAAAAAAGACCACUUGGAUUGAUCCAAGAGAUAGAUUUACAAAGCCACAGACAUUUGCAGACUGCAUUGGUAAUGAAUUGCCUCUUGGGUGGGAGGAGGCCUACGACAAACACGUGGGCGCUUACUACAUCAAUCAUGUCAAUCAAACAACUCAACUUGAGGAUCCAAGACAAGAAUGGAGAGCAAUACAAGAAGCCAUGCUUCGUGAAUACUUGCAGACAGCACAGGACGUACUUGAGGCAAAAAAGGAAAUUUAUGACGUUAAGCAGCAAAGACUUUGUCUAGCUCAAGAUGAGUACGAUCAUCUCAACAAUGCAUUAACUACUCUUGGAGCUUCUCGAACUAGCUUAUGUUCGAGUUCAAGUUCGCUCAGCACAAAAUAUGAUCCAGAUCUCCUCAAGUCUGAUGUGGCAUUAGCCAGAAGUCGAGUAUCAAGACUUAAAAGAGAAUUGGAACAAAUACGAGCUGAAAUGAACUGUACACAACGUGGAGUUGACACAUUAGCUAGUGUAGAACAAAAACUUAGUGCUCAUCAAGGUGGAUGUUAUAAUAUAACAGAAGCUCAAGCAAUUAUGACUGAAUUGAGAAAUAUUCAAAAAUCUUUAAGUUCAGGUGAAAAAGAAAAAGCUGAAUUAAUGCAAUCUUUAGCUCAGCUUAAAGAUGAACUUACAAGAUUACAGCUAUGUGAAGGUAGUCCAGAUGCUAGCACACUCAGUCUUCCUCAUGAUAAGCUCAGUACCGCAUCACAAACAGACCUUUCUGGUGAUUUAGGAUCUAUUGGAACUCGGUUAGCUGAAAUGGCACGUAUGAGGUUACAGUAUGAUGAAGCUCGUAAAAGAAUACAACAUAUUCAACAACAAUUAGCUGAUCUUGAAGAAAAAGUGACUCCUGGUCAAUCAGAAAGUGACAAAGAUAAAUUAUUGUUAUUCCAAGAGAAAGAGCAAUUAUUGAGAGAAUUAAGAAGUAUUACACCUCGUACGAGAACUCAUCAAGAUAUGAAAAAGAUACAGUGUGAAAUUCGAAGACUGGAACAAGAUCUUAAUAAUGCUUUAGAAUUAUCUAAUAAAACUAUUACUGAUCGUGUUAGACUUCAUGAAGAGAAACAGUUAUUGUUACAACAACUGCGUGAUGCUUUACGAUCAAUGGCAAUGUUAGAAAGCCAGUUGAAGACAUUGAGUGCAAGUACACUUUCUGUUAGUAGCAGUUCAAGUUUAGGAAGUCUUAGUACAACCAGUAGUAAAGGUAGUCUUAGUUCAGGAUUAAGCUUUACUGAUAUUUAUGGAGGUCCACAAUAUUUGGGUCCAAUUCAACAAGAUAGACCUGUGGACAUGGUUGAUCUUCAUCGUCGAGUUGAAAGACUUCUUCGAGGUACAGAACAAAAUCUUGGUAGCAUGGGAACUCCAUCUCCUGGACGGUCUCAACCAAGUCUUUCACCAAGAUCAAGUUUAUCUAGUGUCAGUCCACCUGUUUCUCCACUUUAUGAAAAUGCACCCAUUGGACCACCACCGACUUACGAACAAGUAGAAAUACAGAGAAAGCAAUUGCAACAACAACGACUGGUGGGGAAUACUACGUCACAUUUAGAUCGUUGUCAAUUAGAAGAUAAAUUAGCUGAAUUGAGAAUUAGUCAACAAGCACUUCAUGAACAUAAAAUAGACCAUCUUAAACUUAGUCCUCAACCACCUUUGGAAAUGCAAUCUGGAAACAUGUCACAAGGUAGUGGAUUAGGAAGGCCUUCACUUCCUUUACCUCAAGAACCAUCACUUUCUCCUAUAAGUGAGACACCACCACCAAAUGGCAGUAGAUCAAGAGCAAGCAGUUCUGGAACCAAUACCAGGUCGGUUUCUGCUGCUGUAUCUGAUGAGAGUGUUGCUGGAGAUUCAGGAGUUUUUGAAGCCUCUAAUCGAACAAGACUUUUGGAAUUACAAAAUGUUGAUUCUUUGACUUUUGGAAAUAUGAAUCUAGAAACUGCCCAAGUGCAAAUUAAAUUACGAUAUUCUGUUAGCGAUGGAUUACUUCAUGUUGGUAUUGAGAGAGCGAGGAAUUUAGCUGCUCUUUUUAUUCCAAAUAACACAAAAGUAUACAUUAAAGUAGCUUUAUUGCCAAUGCAACCACCGAUAAACAAUAUAUGCUACACUAAAUCAAUAGUAGAUCUUCGUAAGCCUACGUUUGGUGAAAGCUUUCCCAUAGCUGUGCCGUUAAAUAAGCUUUACACCAAAACGUUACAAGUCAAUGUAUGGUGUACAAACGGGGAGUCUGAGGAGUGCUUGGGUUCAGCUCAAGUCUCACUUGCAGACUUCAGUCCCGAGAAUCCAAGUAUAAAAUGGUAUAAUAUAUUAUCGUUCCACUUUAUGCAAGCAUCAACAUCAGAAAAUUCAAGCACAAGCACUAGUUCAGCUUCUUCAAAAUAUGCUCGACAUGAUAAACAAGAAUCGGAUAUUUCUGUUUAUCGAAAUAAUGCCCAUUCACAAAACACCAAAGAAGAGAGUAGUGAUGAGAGUACAAUAAUUAGCUCACAAACUUCCACUCUUACCAGAAAUCAAGGUUGUGAUGAAAUACAUACAACUGUUUCAUUACGAUUAGAUGAAUUUUCAAAUUGUCUUGGUAGUCCUGAUGAAGUAGAUGAAGAAAAGGAUAGUGACAGUAGGAGUGAAGAUAGUGAUGAAGAGGGCUUGUUGGUUGAAUUUAUGAUGGAAGAUAAUAUAUUAGAAGAUGUACUUGAGCAUGAAGAGGAAGAAGGGCUUACUGAAGAAUCGAAUCAAACACAAGAUAAAGAAACUAAUACUGAAUGUAUUUUCAUUCCGCAGCAGGGUAAACAUAGAAAAUUGUCAGCCGCUGGAGUUGUUCCUGGUGCAGUACAUGAUGAUAAAAAUUCUAUUGUUAUUAAACGUAGUCAAACAUUUUCUCCAAGUGCUGCUGUUAGUAGAAAUCAUUACAUAUGUCGGUUAAAUCGCAGUGAUAGUGAUAGUAGCAUGCCACUUUAUCGUCGAGGUGGUCCUUUUCAACGUAAUUCAGUUGAAAGGCGAUCGCUACGUUGGCGACGACCAUCUUCAGCUUUAAGCUGCAAAACAGCUCUUAAAAAGUCUACUCACUUACCAUCGACUCCAAGAACAUCACUCGAUCUUGAACUUGAUCUUCAAGCACAACAUGCAAGACUAAAUAAUCUUCAUGAUGAGUUAAAUAGGUUACGUGAAUUGAAACAAAAAUUGGAACAAGCACGCGAAAAGGGUGACACAGACCUUGCAUCUUGGUUAUUGGAAGAUCAUAAAUUCCAAUCACUCAUAGCACAAGCUGAAAAUGAAAAACAUGGAAAAAGUGCAGAAGAUAAAAAGGUAGAAAAAAUGUUGAAGAAGACCUCGAAAGAAAUUUAUAAGCUUAGGAAGACUAAAGUUGGAAAGGGUAAACCUGAUAUUAUAUCAUUCAAAGAAAAGAUGGCCUUUUUUACUCGAGUCAACUUGAAUGUUCCAGUACUCCCUCCUGAUGAGAUUGUAAUUCCUGAAUAUUUGUCAGUUGCUCAUCACAAGAGACAUACUUCUGAAUCAUCAGUGAGUUCAUAUACAUCACAAAUACGUUUAGGAUUGCCUUAUGAUGCACAAAAAGAUAAUUCUGCAAUUAAUAUAGCCUUAAUAAGUGCACGAACUCAUAGUGGUUUAACUGAAAAUACAUGUGGAGUCAGUAUAUUAGGUACAACUAAUUGCGUACAUGAAAAAGAAUCUUUAACCAGUGUCUCAAGUGUUGAUAUUCAAGAAACAAAUGACAAAAAGGCAUUGAGUAAUUUAGUUAAAGAAGUCAAAAGUGGAAAUAAUUCUGAGGAUGGCAAUACAGAACCGAAAAGGUACGAAUAUGUUGUUGAUAGAGUCCUUGGCGUUGAAGUUUAAUUUAAAAAUUUUUUAUAAAGUUAUUGUAGCCAUCGUCUACAAAAUUUGAUAAUUAUAAAAAUAUGUAUAUAAACAUGUUAAAUGAAAAAAAAA